Mercenaria mercenaria is the source of this 5954-nucleotide messenger RNA. Its product is annotated as leucine zipper transcription factor-like protein 1. Bases 80 to 892 code for a protein of 270 amino acids. Gene Ontology annotation, biological process: negative regulation of protein localization to cilium. The transcript is spliced from 8 exons. Lineage: Eukaryota; Metazoa; Mollusca; Bivalvia; Venerida; Veneridae. The record is from RefSeq and is a predicted model, not a curated record. Gene Ontology annotation, cellular component: cytoplasm.
AAAUCUGAACGUUAAUGAGCACCAUAUUGCUCAGGUGCAUAACUAUAUCCGUUUCACGCGGUACCAGAGGGGGCAGAGAAUGCGGGCUGUGGAAUUCUGUUUUGAUGAAUUAAUGACAACGCAACUUGAUGAAACAACCUACACAAUUGAUGAAGUGAAAGAUAUGUUAAACAACCUACUUAUGAAUGUUAGUGGUGAACUUGAAGCAGAGUUGAUUAACUCGGCACAUACCAAUGUGUUACUACUCCGUCAGAUGUUUAUGCAAGCUGAAAAAUGGCAUCUCAAGCUCUCGGCUGAUAUAUCUGAAUUGGAGAACAGGGAUAUACUGGACAAGAUUGCAGAGUUUGAAGAGGAACAGUUUGCAGGAACAAAAAGAGAUACAGAUUUCUCUUCAGUGUUAAAACAUGUCAAACUGGGUCCUAUGAAUGAAUCUGGAGGAACUACUUUAUUGCAUAUGAAAAUAGAAGAGUUACAGAAAGAAAAUGAAAAGUUAAAAGAGCAGAUGGGUUCUGUUGCAGCAGGGUCAGCAGUGUCAAGUAAACAGAGACAGCAGUUAGAGGAUGAACUAGCAAGAACCCAGUCACAGAUAAGGAGUUCAGGAUCUGGUGGUGAAUCAGAGGAACUGAGACGCAAGAUGGCAGCGCUUCAGAUGGAAUUAGAUGCUGAUAAGGGUAAGAAGGGAGGUAAUCCAGAGAUGGAGAAUGAUUUAGUUUCAACAAAGCACGAGUUACUCAGGAUUCGAGAAAUGCUGGAGAUGGCUGAAAAGGAACUAGAGAAGAAAGUGAGUCAGACAGCACCAUUCAAGAACCUUAAACAGAUGUUGAUGAAGAAAAACGAUACUCUAAAGGAUCUCAGAAAACGUUUAUCCAAAUAUGAAACACCAGAUGAUUAAAGCUUGCGACAUGCCAUCUGUGUUCACAUGGAAACAUUCCCACAUCUGCUGCAUAUCACCUUAAUUAUAUUAAUACUGGAAAAUCAAAGCAAAGAACUUAAAAAUUAGUCUAGAUACAAUAUUGAUAUUAGCACAGUAAUAUACUGGUACAUCUGUUGUUGUUUUUUUAAUCUCAAUAAUAUUACUAUUUAAGUUGUGUAUUUUCUUUUUCUUUUUUUCCCCAAUGACCUAUGAUUGCAUUGAUGUAACACUAAACCCAACUAGAAACUUUUUUAUAUUUUUUACCAAAACCUUUGAUCUUUGUAUUUUGAUAAAAUUUGUUUGUUUCAAAAAUACAUUUUAGCAUUCGGAAAGAAGAAAGAUAUAGUUUUUGGGCUCUUUUAACAUUUUAAGAAAAUUUUAUAAUAGACUUUCCUAUGUUGCUGGAAGUGAUAUGUGUCAGUUUUCAGACAGACCAGUUAAGUUCUGUUUAUUAUGUCUCCCACCACACAGUGGUGUGGGAGACAUAUUGAUUUACUCCAGUCUGUGUGUCUGUCGUUGUGUCUGUCUGUCUGUCACAAAGCUUGUCCGCGCUCUAAAUGAAACAUUUCUCAUCCGAUCUUCACCAAACUUCAACAAAAUGUGUCUGCCAAUAAGUGCUCGGCCAAGUUCGAUAACUAGCCAGAUCGGCCUAGGCACUUCGGAAUUAUGGUCCUUGAUUUACCAAAAACACUCAGAUUUCUUGCGCAGUUUUACCCCUUAGGCGCCAGAUUUCUUGCGCAGUUUUACCCCUAAACAGGCGCCUAUACUACUAGUAGUAUAGUCAAGAAAGUGCAUACACAUGUGGAUUAAGUAAACAGUAUAUAAAGACUGACUUACUAUUUAGAUGAUUAGGCAGUUGUGGGAGACAUGUGUUUUUAGCUCACCAGGUGAGCUUUUGUGAUCGCGCAGCGUCCGUCGUCCGUCGUCCGUGCGUGCGUCCGUCCGUGCGUGCGUGCGUAAACUUUUGCUUGUGACCACUCUAGAGGUCACGUUUUUCAUGGAAUCUUUAUGAAAAUUGGUCAGAAUGUUCCCCUUGAUGAUAUCUAGGUCAAGUUCGAAACUGGGUCACGUGCAGUCAAAAACUAGGUCAUUAGGUCUAAAAAUAGAAAAACCUUGUGACCUCUCUAGAGGCCAUAUAUUUCAAAAGAUCUUCAUGAAAAUUGGUCAGAAUGUUCAUCUUGAUGAUAUCUAGGUCAAGUUCGAAACUGGGUCACGUGGGGUCAAAAACUAGGUCAUUAGGUUUAAAAAUAGAAAAACCUUGUGACCUCUCUAGAGGCCAUAUUUCUCAAUGGAUCUUCAUGAAAAUUGGUCAGAAUGUUCAUCUUGAUGAUAUCUAGGUCAAGUUCGAAACUGGGUCACGUGGGGUUAAAAACUAGGUCAGUAGAUCUAAAAAUAGAAAAACCUUGUGACCUCUCUAGAGGCCAUAUUUUUCAUGAGAUCUUCAUGAAUAUUGGUCAGAAUGUUCACCUUGAUGAUAUCUAGGUCAAGUUCGAAACUGGGUCAUGUGGGGUCAAAAACUAGGUCAGUAGGUCUAAAAAUAGAAAAACCUUGUGACCUCUCUAGAGGCCAUAUUUCUCAUGGAUCUUCAUGAAAAUUGGUCAGAGUGUUCACCUUGAUGAUAUCUAGGUCAAGUUCGAAACUGGGUCACAUGCGGUCAAAAACUAGGUCAGUAGGUCUAAAAAUAGAAAAACCUUGUGACCUCUCUAGAGGCCAUAUUUUUCAAUGGAUCUUCAUGAAAAUUGGUCAGAAUAUUAACCUUGAUGAUAUCUAGGUCAAGUUCGAAACUGGGUCAUGUGGGGUUAAAAACUAGGUCAGUAGAUCUAAAAAUGGAAAAACCCUGUGACCUCUCUAGAGGCCAUAUUUUUCAAGAGAUCUUCAUGAAUAUUGGUCAGAAUGUUCACCUUGAUGAUAUCUAGGUCAAGUUCGAAACUGGGUCACGUGGGGUCAAAAACUAGGUCAGUAGGUCUAAAAAUAGAAAAACCUUGUGACCUCUCUAGAGGCCAUAUUUCUCAAUGGAUCUUCAUGAAAAUUGGUGAGAAUGUUCAGCUUGAUGAUAUCUAGGUCAGGUUCGAAAUUGGGUCAUGUGCGGUCAAAAACUAGGUCAGUAGGUCGAAAAAUAGAAAAACCUUGUGACCUCUCUAGAGGCCAUAUUUCUCACGGGAUCUUCAUGAAAAUUGGUGAGAAUGUUCACCUUGAUGAUAUCUAGGUCAAGUUUAUAAGUGGGUCACGUGCCUUCAAAAACUAGGUCAUUAGGUCAAAUAAUAGAAAAACCUUGUGACCUCUCUAGAGGCCAUAUUUUUCAAUGAAUCUUCAUGAAAAUUGGUCAGAAUUUUUUAUCUUGAUGAUAUCUAGGUCACAUGUGCUCAAAAACUAGGUCACUAUGUCAAAUAAUAGAAAUAACGACGUCAUACUCAGUUCAACACUGGGUCAUAUGGGGAUAGGUGAGCGAUUCAGGACCAUCAUGGUCCUCUUGUUCUCAAAAGCAUCUCUAGUUUUCCUGCAUAUCUGACAAAAGAAUGUUUUGUAAUUGCAGUCAAAGGGUUGGUUUUUUAAUGCAAUUAAUGUGCAUAAUAUUUAUAUACCAUGUUAAGUUCAUAAAGGUGAUGCCUCUGAAAUGGUACCAUUUGAAGUAUCACAGGUGGUGGUUUUCAUGCACACAUUUAAAAAUCUUUUUGAUAUCCAUAAAAAGUAUUUCUUUAUAUAUUCCGUUUUUGAUUUAUUUGUACUUGAGCUAUUGAAACUGAUGUAUCUUAGCAUAUACAGAAUUAUUUAUUUUUACCAGAGCUAGGUCCUAGUUUGAGACACACUACCUGCCUAUAUUUUUUCUUAUCUUGUUAAAGCACUUGGUUCUGUUGCUUUUAUACUUCAAAGGUUGAUUGCUUUUGGUUAGUAGAUCUCUGCUGUUAAUUGUUUGGUAGGUCAAAGGUUAAGGUUUCAGCUCAAAAUGAACUUUUCAUCCGUAGCUUGAGUACGUAAAGGCUUGGACAUGUGGUCUGCAAAAUUGGGUGGUUACCUGUGGGCAGUCAGUGACCAUGUGUUUUUUCAUAGGUCACCUGUGGUCAGUAGGUGACCCCUAUAGUUUUGAUGGUCAGUUGUUCAAAGUCAUAAUGCCUUUGUGAUAAGAAACAGUUUGUGGGCCAUAUCUGGAAAGUCCAUCAGCAUACGGCUAGAAAACCUUACAAGAUGGUUGUCGGUGGGUCAGUAAAUGAACUCUUAUUUUUUUGGGGUCAGUAGGUCAUAGGUCAAGAUGAUGAUUGUGACUGAAAACAUUUUCAGAUGAAGAACUGUAGAAUGCUUUGAACUCAGGCUCUCAAAUUUGGUAGGAUGAUUGGUUAUAGUCCAUAGAUGCCCGUAAUGUCUGUGGGAUAAUUUGAUCAAAGGUCAAGGUCACAACAUAUUUGAGACUGAAACGUACAUACCCAGUAUUCUCCAACAAGCUAUAAUGAUCAGACAGUUUUUGUUAAUCACACUAUAAUUUGUUCAGGUUGUUUUAUUAUUAUCAUUAUUAUUAUUUUAUAUUUAUUGUUUCACUUUACAUAUAUUUUGUAAAUUAAAUCACUCUUAUACAUAAUGUCCGUCCAGUGUGCAUGUAUAUUGCUGUUGAUGUUGUAUGUAUGGUAGAAAGUGGUUCAUCUAGGCAGUACCUUACCAUUUCAUGGUAGAGGUGCUGACACUUAGCACUUCUCUUUCUCUCCCAAUUUUUUUGAAACAGUGGUUGUUUUAGAUGGUUGUUCUCUCUCUCUCUCUACAUUUCUAUCCUCUUCUUUUCAUAGACAGUAGUUCUCUUUGUAAUGUUUGGUAGAAAUGUGGACACUCAGGGCUGCUCUUUCUCUCUUCAUUCCAUAGAAAUGUAGACAAUGGUUCUCAUUUUAUGAUGUUUAAAGGGAAUGAAAACUUGUCUUCGCUUUACCUCCGGAUUAUGUUAUAUUCUGUAGAAAUAAAAACGAGUGGUGGUCUUACACUUUUCAUUUCUUAGUGAUAACAUAAAACCAGUAGAUAUCAGUAUAAAAUUAGUUCUAAUGAAUAACACACACACACACACAUGUAAUUUUGCGUGUUAUUAGUUGUGCAGUAAUGGGCUAAUUUAUUAGUACCAUGGUGAUUAACUAUAGUGAAGAAUUUUCGGGGUGACGAUAGGAAGUUUUUUAUUUUUCAAAUCUUUAUUAGUCUUUGAUUUAUCAUCAAAAAGAAUUUUCCUGUGGUAUUUUCCAUCAUUUUUACACACACAAAAUGUUUAAACAUCAAGUAGACAUGCACAUUUUGUCUAAAGUUUUUAGUCUGAUUUGUUUAAGUUAUGAUCCUUUAUUGACUGGAUAAUGUUAUUCUAUGGGGCAUACAUGCCAUACAAUGUUGACAUCUGGCAACAAUAUUUUGAUAAAAGCAUGUUUUCAAAAUGUUUGAUAAGCUAACAUUUAGCACAUUUUACCUAUAAAAUUAAUAGAUUAGUCAGUUUGAUAUUUUAAAAAUUCAAAAUGUUCAUGCAGAUUGAGUCUUUCAAAUUUAACCCUUACCAUGCUGGAUGCUAUUGGUUUCACCUUUGCGGCCAGUGUAGAUCAUGAUCAGCCUGCACAUGAUCUGCACUGUUCGCUAUUCAGCCAGUAUCUUUUUGGUAAACACCCCUUUUAACAGUUAUUGGUACUGUCCAAAUGGGAAGAUGGACAAGUCAUUAUAGAAAUUUAGCAUGGUAAGGGUUAAUGAUAGUUAACUAAUAUUUGGAUCCUGCAUGAUAGAGGAGCAUUUGCUAUGAAAAACUGUUAUGAUUUUGUAGAUGAAACAGUUUGUAAGUCGUGAUUGGUUACUGUUAACUUACAAUCAGUUCCUUUUGGCUUUAUCAGUGUCAUACAUGUUAAGUGUUCACAUUAUAUUAUAAAGAUUCACCUCUGUUUUGCUCAGUAUAUUAAAAGACUUCUGUCAUUAAAAUUGACAGUAGAGCUUCAAGUGAAUUAUAUAACAGAUAUUGUAUGUUCUUUCUUAUGUCGCUUUCUUUCUGAGCUCAUAGUUUUAUAUAUCUGUGAUCUUGCUAAUAAAUGUUCUUGUAUCA